UUCGUGUUAGGAGUUUCGGAGUUAUGCCACGUAACUUUCGCCAUAUUGAAAUAAUCGACCGGUGCAACAUUGUUGUUUGCAGGUAAACACAUGUUACAUUGGGGUUGAAUAGACUAGAAACUAUCUCAGACAAGUGCAGAGACCCGACGAACAGCAUGGAUCACCUAUAUCUCGUGUGCAGCGUGAUUUUGAUGUACAUUUCCGUGGUUUUUGGAACCGAGUUGACUUUCGAGCUUCCUGACAGCGAAAAACAAUGUUUCUUUGAGAAAAUCGAAAAAGGAGUGCAGUCAACGUUAGAAUUUCAGGUCAUCACAGGUGGACAGUACGAUGUUGACAUGGAACUGACCGCUCCUAAUGGUCAGUCUCUAUACAAGGAUGUCAAGAAACAGUACGAUAGCUUCACCUGGACGCCUGACCAGUCCGGGAUCUACAAGUUCUGCUUCAGUAAUGAGUUCUCAACAUUCUCCCACAAAGUGGUGUACUUCGACUUCCAGGUCGGAGAGGAGAAGCCUCUGUUUGAACAAGAGAACAAGCAGGCCACUGCAAUGACUAUGAUCGAAUCAGCUGGUGAAGAGAUCCACAAAUCCUUAAACGAAGUGGAUGAUGCCCAAACUCACUUCCGCCUGCGCGAGGCUACCGGAAGAGUAUUUGCAGAAGAGCUCCAUUCUCGCGUGAAUUAUUGGUCCAUAGGCGAGACUGUGGUAGUUCUACUUAUUGGGCUUGGACAGGUGUUCAUUUUGAGAAGUUUUUUCACGGAGAAGAAAACAAGCGGCGUCCCUAUUCAUUCAUGAUUCCGAAUAGUUUUAGAACCAUUCCAAAAUUAAUCAAUCCUAUUCAUUCAUGAUUCCGGAUAGUUUUAGAACCAUUCCAAAAUUAAUCGAUCCUAUUCAUUCAUGAUUCCGGAUAGUUUUAGAUUUAUAAAAUCAUUCUAAAAUAAAGCGAGCUAUUAACUGUAAAAGAAAGAUAAGACACGAAUUUUGCUAUAGAUUAAAGACUUGGUAGCCAUGUUCGCGAUGUAUUUUAGACUAAUUUCUUAUAAAAGCACGUGACAUCGAUUAUGGAUUUCUAAAGAGGGGGCGGGGAGGGGAGGGGGGCCGGAGAAGUGAACUUCACAGAUAUUGAUAUUAUGGUUGACAAGCAAAAACAAAACAAUGAAACAAAGCAGAACAUUGUUUUGACAAGUCUCCAAAAUCCUAAAUCAAGGAGAUGGGGGUGGGGAGGGGGUUUGAGAUGUCCAUAACCUUACUAGAGAAAGUAAUAUUUUCCCCAAUCCUCGAAAUGUGAAAUUUGGGGGGGGGGGAUCCAUUACUACAUAGGUUCAAUCCAUAAAUAUAUGCUUACAUUCCUACUCUUCAAUACUUCUAGAAAAACGUCUGGGGUGGGGGAGGGUACUUAGUUACUUUGUAUGUGAAAAUACGAAAUCCUGCAUGUAAAUGUACUAAAAUAGAAAACGAACGAUGUUAAAGUAAGUGAUUUCACUUGCUUGUAUUGCAUACAAUUAUCAAGUUAUGGAAAGCAAACACGCAGGUCCCACCCAAAUUAUUAUUUAUAAUAUAUAAAACCUAGAUUAAAUUUAGUGUAGACGACCCGCUUUUGAAUGCACAAGGUUUAUGUCCCCACGUGUCAUAAACCAUGUUUAACUUUUGAUAGGUAGACUUUCUGUAUUUAUAUCUGUUUUACCUUGUCCUGUACACAUGUACCAAGGAUUUUAAUUUUUGAACGUAGAAUCUGACCAACUCUUUUUUUUUAAUUAUUAUUUGUAACACCGUAAGUAUUUUAUCUUAACAUAUCUUAUUUAAAUCCAACCUAUUUUCUUUUCUUGUUUUCUUUUUAUAAAUAUGGUGAAACUAGGGAAUAUUUUCAUUUUGUCAUUAUUUUUAUAAAUCUAAUUUCUUUAAAAUAUCAACUGACACAAGCAACGUUCUUUAGUUUAGUUACUGUGAACCUACUAAGUGUUAGCUGAUAAAGUGAAAAAGCUAUUCAACUAUAUAUUUAUUUCAUUUUCUCUUCCCUUUUUUGAAUUGAUUAAUGUAUCGCAUGCAUAUUGAAUCACCAGUUGUAUACAUGUAUAUAUGUGAAGUUGAUAUGAGUUUUAACCAAUAGACGCCGAUAAAAGGUUGUCAUUUCGCUUUCAUCUGGAGAGAAUUGCAAUUAGUGUUUCUUAACAAAGCGGACAUGUAUCAAUAAGAGAACACACAGGUAAAUGAUUUGUAUAUCUAACUGAUCAUAGCUUGAUUAUAUAUACUGUUAAUGGAUUCUCGAAAUGGAUACUAUUUUGUUAAAAUAAAAUAUUCCGAACUUGACAUAGCGAUGUUAGUAGAUUUUAAAGAUGGAUAUAAAACGUGCAUUUGUGUCGUAUAUUGAUGAUCGACGAGUAUCCUUAAUUAUCUGUGUUGAUGUACAUAAGUUUUACACACGUUUGAUAAGAACAUGAAUUAAUAUUGGAGCAAAUGAGCAAUUUACAAAUCAACUUCUUUAUAACCUGAAUGUUCUGAAGUUAAAUGACUCAACUGUGGUGCAAUAAAGCAGUAAUAAAGUUUUUAAACCUUC
Messenger RNA from Ostrea edulis (European flat oyster), 2550 nucleotides. RefSeq names its product transmembrane emp24 domain-containing protein 7-like. The transcript is spliced from 3 exons. The record is from RefSeq and is a predicted model, not a curated record. Gene Ontology annotation, cellular component: endoplasmic reticulum; Golgi apparatus; COPII-coated ER to Golgi transport vesicle. Lineage: Eukaryota; Metazoa; Mollusca; Bivalvia; Ostreida; Ostreidae. Gene Ontology annotation, biological process: intracellular protein transport; endoplasmic reticulum to Golgi vesicle-mediated transport; Golgi organization. The coding region runs from base 156 to 791 and encodes 211 amino acids.